AUGUCUGAAGUUAUCGAGGAAUAUUUUGAAGCGGCAUUGGAACUUGUAAAAAAUGCUGGAAACCUUAUAACAGAGUUCACAAGUGGCUGCAAAGUGUUUGAAUGUAAGUCUUCUGAUAUCGAUUUAGUAACGGAGAUCGAUAAAAAGGUAGAAGAAACUUUGAUAAAUGGCCUUUCCAACAAAUUUCCCACUCAUAAAUUCAUUGGGGAAGAAUCAGUGGCUGGGGGAGCUAAGUGCAUUCUUACAGAGGAUCCAACAUGGAUCAUAGAUCCUGUAGAUGGUACAUUAAAUUUCAUUCAUGGCUACCCACACAGUUGUAUUUCUCUUGGGCUUGUUAUAAACAAGGAAUCAGUCGCAGGGAUAAUUUAUAAUCCUAUUUUAAAUCAGCUAUUCACUGCACAAAAAGGGAAAGGGGCAUUUUUAAAUGGCAGACCCAUUCAUGUAUCUCAAGUGAAGGAGGUAAAAGAUGCUCUAGUAUCUUUUGAAGUUGGUACUGCCAGAGAUGAAGAAAAGCAGAAGGUUGUAUUAGAAAAUUUCAAAAUAAUCACGUCUAAGGCACAGGGGGCAAGAACUGUAGGUUCUGCUGCGUUAAAUAUGGCUAUGGUGGCUUUGGGAGGUUCUGAUGUGUAUUUCGAGUUUGGCAUCCAUGCAUGGGAUAUAGCUGCUGGAGAUAUUAUAGUGAGAGAAGCUGGUGGAGUUUGUAUAGACCCUGCGGGUGGAGAUUUUGAUAUUCUAUCUCGUAGAGUUUUAUGUGCCAGCUCGCUUGAACUAGCUCAGGAGUUUGCUAAGAUGUUACAUCAGUACUAUCCAGAAAGAGAU
Molecule: messenger RNA, 819 nt
Organism: Brenthis ino (lesser marbled fritillary)
Lineage: Eukaryota; Metazoa; Arthropoda; Insecta; Lepidoptera; Nymphalidae
Source: the annotation of a GenBank genome assembly